This is a messenger RNA of Arctia plantaginis, 738 nucleotides long. NCBI's taxonomy places the organism in Eukaryota, Metazoa, Arthropoda, Insecta, Lepidoptera, Erebidae. The record is from the annotation of a GenBank genome assembly.
AUGUUCUCACCGCAAUCAAAAGACCACGGAGAGCUCUUCGACUUUGAGCUAAUUGGGGCCGUCGACGACGUACAAGGGAGACAGACCGUCGACGGGCCGACAUCAAAGAUAGUCAAGGACCACCAAGUAUCCUCGACGCCUACUGAUCCUAAUUCUUCGCCCGUCGAUUUAAGGCAUCUGUCCAAGGUUCUCUCAUGUAGGCCCCCGUAUUACCCCGGUCCAGGUCUGAUUGCGCACCUAUCACAGCCUUUCGAGAAUCCAUUCCCACAGCCGUGGAGCAGCUUAUACUUCUUCCAGUUUAAUGAUGCAGUGGAUACCAAUUAUUCCGGCGAGUUGCUCAUGUUCAGACCUGGGCGACCAACCGCCGGUCCACACCAGCUCACGAUGUCAACGACGGCUAAGGCCGUCUAUGUAUCUGCGGAUGUAAACCAGGAUAGUGAUCGACGAAUCUUGAGACGCAUGCGUAAGGAAAGGGAAAUAUUUUCGUCAGUACCAACUCAAGAUAUGAAUAUGGAUGAGCCGUCAACCCCAGCAAAGGGUUUGUUCCCGGACCAGCCCAACCCCUUCACCCCUUUCUGUGGGUGGUUAUUCGAUCCCCAAAAGCAGUUGCCUCUAUGGGCAUUUUUACCUAACCAGGGGGAAGAUUUAAAAUGGGGUGUUUCUCCAAAUUUAGAAAAGAAAGGGGGCAAAAAGAUUGAGGACGUCUCGGGAACUGAGACACCUCCCAAGUUUACAUGA